Messenger RNA from Lytechinus variegatus (green sea urchin), 7186 nucleotides. RefSeq names its product protein kinase C delta type-like. Gene Ontology annotation, biological process: protein phosphorylation. Bases 52 to 2181 code for a protein of 709 amino acids. The transcript has 18 exons. The record is from RefSeq and is a predicted model, not a curated record. NCBI's taxonomy places the organism in Eukaryota, Metazoa, Echinodermata, Echinoidea, Temnopleuroida, Toxopneustidae. Gene Ontology annotation, molecular function: diacylglycerol-dependent serine/threonine kinase activity; ATP binding.
AUAUUUGAAGACUAUUGAUACCAGUAGGUGGGACUGAUCAAGGUAUCUGUCAUGGUGUUUUUACGUGUGCGGGUGUUACAGGUUGACAGUAAGGACAUUGAACUGCCAGGUUCAGUCCUCUUUGAUCCCUUUGUGGCUGUCAAUGUCAAGGAAUCGGUCAAAGAUGCGAAUGGACAAACACAGUUGAGGCAGAAGAGGAAGACAGCCUUUGUUGAGUGGAAUAAGUGCUUUGAUUCUCAUUUAUAUGAUGGCCGUGUUAUCCAGAUCAUUGUUUAUAACAGACCAGAGGCCUACCUGGCUGAGGCAAACUUCAAUGUUAACGCACUGGCUGCUAUGUGUGGUAUGGAAGGAAAGAUUGAAACAAAAUGGCUGGAACUCAAGCCCUGCGGUCGACUGCAAGUUCAGCUUCGUUGUUUCCCAGAAGAAGGAGGAGGUGGAGGAAGACCCAUGUCAUUACCAGAGGCAUCAUCAACAGAUCCUAUGAACAGUGUAAGAAGCACUGUUACACACCAGAAUUCAGAUAUGGAUAAGAAAGAUGACACCACAGGAUUACUGACCAAGCGCCGUGUAGCCAUCAGAAAGGCCAAAAUUCAUGAACAUCGGGGUCAUAAGUUCACCCCACACUACUUCCGCACUCCAGCAUACUGCAGCUACUGCAAUGACUUUAUUUGGGGCCUGGUUGGUACACAAGGAUAUCGAUGCAUGGAAUGCGAGUUAUCUGUUCAUAAAAGGUGCUUUAAUCAAGUACUUGGUAAAUGCCCUGGCACAGGAGUCGAUACAAUGGAGACAAAGAAAUUGAAAGAGAGGUUCAACAUUAAUAUGCCUCAUAGGUUUAAGGUCAACAACUACAAGAGUCCUACAUUCUGUGACCAUUGUGGUACUAUGCUGUAUGGUCUAUUCAGACAAGGUGUUAAGUGUGAAGUGUGUAAUGUAAAUGUUCAUCACAAGUGCAAGAACAAUGUCCCUAACCUGUGCGGAGUUAACCAAAGACUUCUUUCUGAAGCUCUUUCCAGUAUUGAGAUUACAAAGUCUAUGAAAGACAAGAGGACUGCACCCGGAGCAAGUAAUGGUAAACAUGGAUAUGCUCAUCUUCAUGAUGAUGAUGACGAUGAUCUAGAUGAAGCUGUAUAUGAACCUCUGUGGACGACAGAUGGACCCCCUGAAAGACCAACUGCACCUCCACCAAAAUACAGCAUUGAUGACUUCAUGCUUCAGAAAGUACUAGGAAAAGGCAGCUUCGGCAAGGUUAUGUUAGCCCAGCAGAAGGGAACCAACAAGUACUUUGCCAUCAAGGCUCUUAAAAAAGAAGUUGUCCUUGAGGAUGAUGACAUUGAAUGUACCAUGGUUGAAAGACAUGUUCUAGGAUUAGCUUGGGCACACCCUUUCCUUACUCAUCUAUACUGCACCUUCCAAAGCAAGGAGCACUUGUUCUUUGUUAUGGAGUACCUUAAUGGUGGCGAUCUCAUGUUUCAUAUACAGUCUUCACUACGCUUUGAGGAAAAGAGAGCUAGGUACUAUGCAGCUGAGAUUAUCUGUGGUCUACAGUUUCUACACAAGAGGGGUAUCAUCUAUCGAGAUUUGAAGCUGGAUAAUGUCCUAUUGGACAGAGAUGGUCAUAUCAAGAUUGCUGAUUUUGGUAUGUGUAAGCAGAAUAUUCAGGGAGAUACAAAGGCCAGUACUUUCUGUGGAACACCUGACUACAUUGCUCCAGAGAUCUUGAAAGGUCAGAAAUAUGCUGCAUCAGUUGAUUGGUGGUCAUUUGGUGUCUUGCUGUAUGAAAUGUUGAUUGGUCAAUCUCCAUUCCAUGGUGAAGAUGAAGAUCAAUUGUUUGAUUGUAUCCUUCAUGAUUCUCCUCAUUAUCCAAGAUGGCUUUCUAAAGAUGCACAUAGCUGCUUAGUACAGUUGUUGGAACGCAACCCUGAGAUCCGACUUGGAGUGAAAAGUAAUGUUCGAGGGCAUCCGUUCUUUAAAUCCAUUGACUUUGAUAGGCUAGAACGGAGAGAAAUUCCUCCACCCUUCAAGCCCAAAAUUAAAAGCGAUGGUGAUGCCAGCAACUUUGACCCCGAGUUCACUAUGGAGAAAGUGGCCCUCUCCCCUACAGACACCUCCAUGCUCAGUUCCAUCAAUCAACGUCAGUUCCGUGGUUUCUCAUUCACCAAUCCUACCAUGUCAGAGAAAUAGAUGGUAGAGAUUUCCAAUUCCCAAAGACAGAACCCAUUCCUUAACCCAUGCUGAUUACCAUGUUUAGCAAGUGUUUUGCAAUGCUGACACUAUCCAAGACCCUGUGACUGAGAGAUGGUUGAGGAACAGAGAGUUAACUUGAUUCUUUGUACCCUCUUCCAUUCCUUUGCUGAAGGAAUAAUCUAGUUUCACCUGUCAAACACUAAGCACUGGUUCUUUUCUUUUUAUAUAUAUAUAUACUGCCGCCAUUGUUAGCAUUAUCAGGGUUUUAUGACCCUGUUAUGCCUACCAUUACACAUGACUGGGCUCCAAGCUGCCUCAAGUUCGUCAUCUAUACUACUCUAGGAAGUGAGACAACCAUUGAUGCUUUUAGGUGUAUGUUAUACCUUCUCUAUGUUUGUCAAGUUGGAUGAUCAUGAUUUAUCCCAGCAUUAUACUCAAUAUUCCUCACAGGAACAAAUUAUUCAUGAGAGUAUCAAGGAACUGAUGGUGCAAAUAUAUUGCAGAUAGUCCAGUUUUUUCAGUAUAUUGUGAGAAUAAUUUUCUACAUAUAGGCUGUAAGAAAAAAAGAUAUUGAUAUCGUAAAGGGUUUUAUGUUUAUUUUGUGUGUGCUUCAUGGAGCUGAGGUUGCCCUAUCUGACAUGCUUGAUGUGGAAGUUAGGUUACCAUUUAGAUCAACUCUUGUAAAAUAUCAGUCUUUGUAUAAUAUUGUGAUUCACAAAAACUCAUUGUGUAGAACACACCCAUUUGAAAAUUUGUGGUUUCUUUAUAGAAUAUGGUGAUACUUUAACAAUACCUCAUUGUAAAAGUUUUUGCUCAUUUUUUAAAAGAAAAAAAACUAUAGCAAUAGCUCGGUACGCCUGUGUUGGAAGAUGUUUUAUGAAAAAAAAUCUUUUUAAGAUUUUUUUUAAUCAAGUGUAGUGAAAUGGACUUUUCCUUUGUUGGUUCAUCAAGAGAAUCAAUCUUGCCUUUGAAUCGCCACUUGAACAGUUGCUUUAUAUCCAGGCACAUUUUUAGAACUUGUUUUACAUUAGUUUUAAAAGUGAUUAGAAUGUAUAUCAUUCAGUUUGUCAGUCUAACUAUUUAGAAAUAGAUAAAAUAUUGUUAGAAAAUCAGGAUAAGGUUGAAUAAUUAUCUGAGUCCUAUAACACAAAUUUCACAAUUAAGUGCAAAUUUAUGAAAUAAAAAGCUUUCGUUUUGUUUACUCUUCAUUGUUUUGAAUGAAAUACAGAUGCAGUUUUCUAUUGCUUGAAGGAUUGAUUACAUUUUUUUGUGUAACAUGGGGUUGGUUGUGUGUUUGAAUUUUCAUAAUGUUUGCAAUUUCAAGUGCAGUUUUUGUACUUGUUUUCUUUCAGUUUUGCACAUUAAAAGUACUCACGCUGAAUGUGUUGUGCCUUUCAAAUUUUUCUAUUCAUUCUUGGACAAACAAUCAAACAUUCCUUGUGGUGUUUAGUAUAUAUUUCUUUCAAUUCAUUCCUUCGUUAAAAAAGACCAUAUGAAUAUUGUUUAUGAUCUACAGUUCCAUAUUGUAGACAAUGCCUUAUUUAUUUUUGUUUACCGAUUAUUCUGACAAACUCUACCCCCUUCAUCUCUUUUUCUUCUGUAUAUAUUAUUCAUACUACAUAAUUUGAUAGCAGUGUUGAAUUGAUUAUCAUUAUUUAGUACAUAUAUGUGAUAAAAUGAUUUGAACUAUUUAAGAAAUGGAGUUGAAGAAAAAGAAAUUGUUUGAUAAUCGUUAAUACAGAGGCUCAUGACCUACCAUCGAACAGAAUGUAAAGGUCAAGUUUUAUGUGUAUUACAGUUAUUUGUUGUGUGGCAUUAGAUCUACUUAUUUAUUAUGGUAUUAUUGAUAUUAUGUAAUUAAGAGACUAACUUUGCAAUGUUAAAAAUUUCAUAAUGAUGCUUCUAAAAUAACAAUAUGUGUGUCCUAUCAACUACAACUAACAAUACUCCUUAAGAAACUAAUGCCUUUUUUAGGUAUUGAAUAUUUUGUUUAUAUCCUUUGUUUAUCAUACAUCAUCGAAGAAGUGUGCCUCUCAUUCUGUGUCUCUGUAUUUUUUACAUUAUAAUUAAAUAAACCAUAGUGACUAAUGUUUUUUCUUUUCAUACUACUGGUGAAGAGGGCCAUGUAAAUGUUUCAAGAUAAGUUUAGAAUCCUUUCUAUGAGGUUACCUUGGAUAUAUUGUGUUCUGGUGAACUAUAGUUAAUUGUACAACAGAUGAUUAUGAAUAGAUCAUGCAUAUAUAAAACCCAAAAUAUUUUUUUCCCUCACCUUUAUACUAAAAUUUCUCAGAUAAUGUGUAAUUGAAAUACACCUUUUUUGAGUGGAAAGAUAAAGUGAAGAAAUAUGUUUGAUACAUGUUUGAAGUCAUUAUAUUUUCUGUCUUAUUGUAAUUUAAAUCUAAACUUCAGCAAGCCAGCAACACCAUAAUCUUACAUCUAGGAGGUAAGCACACUGUUCUUUUCAAAAGGAACGAGUUGAUUGAUUGAAAUCAAUCAAACAUGCACAUGUGAAUAAGGACAUUUUGUUUAGGGCUCUAGAUGACAAAUUGUAGCAUUGUUGCCUUAUUUGUAAUUUAGAUUAUUCUCCUUCACAUUCUUCAUAGGAUGGGGCCAAGAAAGGCAAGAAUACCUCAAUUUAAGGUAAUGCAAAAUAACUCAACAACCCUUGAGUGCUUCUGUAUACCUUUUGAUAUCCACAUGGGUAGAUAAGAAGCAAGUGUUAGCAGUACAAGUUGAAAAAUGAAUACUUUAUUGGUUUUUUACUUUUGUAUCUCAUACAAAUCCUUUAAAGACUAGUAUUACUUUGAAAGAGUAAAAUAAAAUCUAACAUUAUAGAAUGAUAUGACCAUACAAGUAGUGUGAGGAUGAUAAUCGUUAAUUUGUGACAUCCGUUUUGUAGAAAAAUAUUAUAAAAAUAUAAAUAGAGAGGUAGUGUUUUAUAUUUUUGUACAUGUAUUUUGUCAUAGUGAUUGAAAGCAUUUUGUGUGCUUGACCAUGGUGUAUAUUGUGAUAAUUCACUGACAUUUUGUAAUAUUCAUACAUCUUGGUCAAUGGAAAGAAAAAAAAUCAUGAUUUAGAUAUUAAGAUAGGAUCUUUCAUUUGAAGAUUUUUCUUGUCAACUGCCUUGUGAGUUAAAAAGUAGUUCAUAAUGCCUGCUAUAUGUUCUCUUGUAUUGUUAUGGUAGUCAAUCUACUUAAAUCCCUCAGCUAUGUCUAUUGUAAUACAUGCUGUUUUAUGUGAGUUAAAAAGUAAUUCAUAAUGCCUGCUAUAUGUUCUCUUGUUAUGGCAAUCAUUCUACUUAAAUCCCUCAGCUAUGUCUAUUGUAACACAUGCUGUAUUAUGUACAGUGAGUCAUUACUGUCCUUCGCAAUUUCAUCUCUAGUUCUUGUUCAUUGACAUACUAUGUCAGUCAUAUUCAGGUACACGUCAAUUUAAUCUGGCUGUUUACUUAAAUUGAUUAUCAUAGUGAAAUGAAAAUGCAAAGUACAAUAGAUAUUAUGAAGAAGAUUAGAGAAAUAGCUAUAUGAUUAUAUUAUAUACAUGUAUAUAUAUCUCAGUUUACUGUGUGAAAUAUAUUUCAUGGUGUCAUAUAUAUAAAUAUUAGUUUUAUAGCAAAGAAUGAAGUAUGAUGAAUAUAUGUACAAAAGGUCUUGAAUAUGUGAUGUUUAUCUAUUACAAGUUUAAUCAUAAUGCUUAUUGUAAAAAAAAAGUUUGCUAUGAAUACAUCCAUAUGCAGGGUGUUUUAUCAUGCUGUGCUCUUUGUUUAAAAACAGAAAAGUAGAUGUUCAAGAAAGUGUAUCAAAGAAUAAACCCAAAUAAGAACAAAUCAAGUAAUCGCAUACUGUUUACAAAAUCAAUCCAAAGACAGACUAAUUUGUCUUUGUGCCAAUUAGAAAAAAAAACUUGUACCGUCCCUGUAGACUGUUUUACAAUUAUGUACCAGUAUGCACAAUUUUGAAGAAUAAUAAGCAGUAACAAGUAAUUGAUAAUGAUGAUUAUUACUUGAUAUUACAUAUUUGAAUAUGAUACAAUGCAUUCCAUACAUUAUACUAUUCAACUACUUUAAAUAUUGUGAAUAUAACCUGAAAGAAUAAUGACUGCACAUUAAAUACUAUUGAAGAUAGAAGAGCCCUUCAGCAGUAUAAUUAUAUGUAUAUUUUCUUUCUCUAUCAAGUUGUUGGAGGAGAUCAUUGUUGUGAAGCAUUUUGAGCAUUCCCCAUUUGAUGUUGAUUGAAUUUGGCAAUCACAUAUGCACAAAACCAAGACUAAUAAUUUUCCAAGAUGUUUUUGGAAUAGAACUCUCUCAUGAAAAUAAAAGGAUUGAUUUUCAGAAUGCAGCUUCUCUCGAGAGAUAAGAUCAAAUAAUCAGUGACUUUGAUGAAAAUAAUUACAUCAUAAAUACUGAAUAUAUAAUUUGUAUAUUUUUGAAUAGGUGAUCGGUCAUCUGGGAUGCUCUGAAAAAUGUUACUAUAGUUUGAACCAAAAUGUCAAGUGUUGAGCACUUCCAUGAGGUAUAUGUAUUUAUCAUUUACUUGCAAAGAUGAUUCCCAAUAUAAAGAUUAAAUUCAUUGUGAUCUAUACUAGUGAUUUUAAUUAGAUUUACCGUGUAAUGGUAAAAGUACAACUCUUAAAUGUAUCAAUUAUCUAAACAUCAAACUCUUUGCAAUUUUUAAAGGAAUGUAAUAAAAAUGAUGAAGUAGAAGACUAGAUUACUGAUAUGUGAGACAGGCAUAUACUUUUAUGUCGAAUUCUCGGAAAUUUAAUUUAAAAUGCUAAUUUGGUUGAAUCGUGUAUAAGUGAGAACUAUGUUUUGAUCUAUAUUGGCAGUGUUGAUAUAUAUAUUUGCAACCAUGUACAGUAUUUUCGUAUGUAUUUAAAGAUUGAGAAACUAUGUUAGUAGUAUAUUGAAGUAGAAAAUUGUACCCAAGAGCACAUUCUUUUCUAAUACUUCAAACAGGGAUAAUAAUUAUGGCUGUAUUAAAAGGGAAGAUGAUACACAUGA